Molecule: messenger RNA, 1471 nt
Organism: Dinoponera quadriceps
Lineage: Eukaryota; Metazoa; Arthropoda; Insecta; Hymenoptera; Formicidae
Gene: BORCS7
Product: UPF0693 protein C10orf32 homolog
Exons: 2
Coding region: 633-950 (105 amino acids)
Cellular component (GO): BORC complex
Source: RefSeq, a predicted model, not a curated record
UCCAUCUCUUUCUUUGCCUCUAUGACUUCCACUUACAGGCUUGUUCCCUCUAUUCUUAUAUCUCUAUGUAUUUUUAGGUUGUAACUAUAUGAUUUUAACUUGUACUGCAACGUAACCAUCAAAACAUUUUUACCGUUCACACGGUUCCUUAAAACCAGAUUUGUGAAUCUAUUUCUUUUCCUCGGCGGCGAUAGAGUUACAACAACUGGUAUUGUAACAUCGAUAUAAAGCACUAUACGUUUAAUAGUGGUAGUAUAACAAGCACUUUAUACGUUUAUGUGGUAGUAUAACAAGCACUUUAUACGUUUAUAGUGAUAAUAUAACAUCGGAAUUUGCUAAACUGAUUUUAGGCUGUCGUGUAAAUUUAAUCAUGAAACGACGAUUGUAGGUACGUAUGUAGAUAUGUAUGUACAUACCUGUGGUGGAUAGUCCUAAAAUAAUUUUUGUUUCCUCAAUGUUCAUUUAUAGAUUAUAAAUAUUUUUAGUUAUAAAUCUUCAAGAUCAUGUAUAACAUUGUAUGUUUUCAGAUGAUGAAAUAACUUUCUCUACUAUAACAAUAAACCAGUUUGUCUGUAGGUCUGGAUAACAUUAAAAGCAAAACCUAUCCUACAAUUAAUGAAAAACAGUAUAAUAUGGCUUCAGCAUCAAGUACAAGUGCACGUAGUUUAUUUAUUGAAUCAAAAAUGCGAUUAGCAGAUAGAGUGCAAGUUAAUGUCAAUAAUAUUGCCUCUCUUACUAGACAGAUACAAAGAGGUUCAAAAAGCAGUGAAAUUUUAAUACAUGCAGCAAGAAACUUUGCACAACAGGAGUAUGGGUUGGAAAUGAUGGAAUCCAAUCUGAAGAAGCUUUCUCUUAUAGUUAAUCAUCUGGAAUACCAAAUGGAUUCAAUUGACAAAAGUUCUGCAAUAUUGGAGGAAGUUACAGAACAAGUACGAUCUAUGCAGCGAUAAGAAUAUAAAUAUUAUGCUUGAUCAGGAUAUUUACUGCCUAGAAAAAUUUUGAAAAUCUGGAAUUCACAGGAAAUUUACUUAUGCCUGGUAAAAUCAAUAAAUUACAUAUUAGUUUUUUUUUAUAAUAGAUUCUUUUUUUUGUUCUAUAUGUACAAUUAUAUUAUUUUGAUGUUUAGAGCUAAAUGUGUAAUUAUAUUAUUUUGACGUUUAGAGCUGAUUUUAUGACUAAUCUGAUAUUAAGUAUUGAAAAUAAUUUCGUGUUAGUACAAUUUUAUUUAAUUUUUCGACUUCCAUGUUGAGUUUUCAAGUAGGAUAAAUAGCUAACCCCAAAAAAUGUUCCAGUAAUAGCAUCUUUAUGAUGUUAAAGCUUUUAGUUCCUCUUCGCAACUGUCAUUAUUUGAUAACGUUACCAACAAGAAAACGUGUGCCAGGAAUUUUUGUGUCAUAUAUUCAAAUAAAACAAAUGAUAUUUAUGAUGAAUUUCGCAUAUUUAUAAAAUUGUUCAAACAUUUUUCUUUUAC